AUGGAUCCUGCCGAGAAUAUUCACAAUUCUAAUGAAAAUGAUAAAGAAGAUAUAACAGAAAAGUUAUCAUCAGAUAAUAUAAAUAUCAAUGUACAAACAGAAACUAAAAGUCGUAUUUCAAUUCUAUCUUCUUCACGUUUGAGUGCAAUGUUUGAUCCAACUCUUUUAAGUACUUGGAUCAAUGGAACCAGCGAUCAACAAACCACCAAAGCACAAAAACAUACUACUAGAGUAUUAGAUGAUACUUUUACAACAGGUCUAGAAUCUGUACGAUUAUCAAAAGGUCCAGACUUUUCGUUACUUUCAGAGGAUGAAGAUUUAAAUGAUGCUUUUGAAAAGAUUUUGGACGAAAUAGACAUACGAGGAGAACAACGUAAUACAAUGUUAGAGUUGUCUGAUGAUCACAAAAGAACAUUAAUUAUUCAAAACAGACAAGCUCGCGCAAUCAAACAAGCAACCCAACAAUCGCAACAGGAUCAAAUUGAUAACUCUCCUUCUACACAUGAAGGGGAAAAGUCUCAACAAGAUUUAGAAGUCAAGGAUACGAUAAAAUAUAAUGAAGAAGAAAAAGAAAAAUCAGAAAAAAAUAAUUCUGAUGAUUCAACUUUUAAUAAUAUUAUUGAAAGUAAUAAUGAAAUAGAUCAAGGAACCAAAAUAUCAUUGAUUUCUACUUUACUAAGUUCAGAGUCUUCAAUAUCUUCAUCAGAAUCAUCAUCUAAUUCUGGAGGAUUUUUUAGCCUUUUCUUUGGAUCAAAUUCAAGUACAGUGAAAUUACAAAAUACUCCAGAUUUUUAUGUUGAAAAAUUGACACAAAGGAAUAUUCCUGCAAAAGAAUUAUCAAAACGGUUACAAUCUUUACGUAUAGAAUUAUCUACCGCGGAACUUUCUUGGAUUAAAACUUUUAUUGAUUGUGAAGGUUUGGUAGCAUUGGAAUUUGUACUUAAAAAAUAUACAAUUGGAUUGAAAAAAAGUACGGCGAGAAAUACUGACCAUGAUGACAAAAUACAAUUCGAAUGUAUACGUUGUCUAAGAGUGUUACUAAAUACGAAAACUGUGUAUGGCCAAGUUUUAAAUUCCCCCUCAUUAAUUAAUUGCAUAGUUUUUUGCUUGCAUACACCAAAUAACAAGCUUCGUUCACAAGUUGCUUACGUUUUGGCAGCAUUAUGUGUGCUUUCAUUUAAAGGGCAUAGUUUAGUUUUGAAUGCAUUUUCAGAUUUUCGUCAAGUUCAUGAAGAGGAAUUUCGGUUUCAGUAUUUAAUGGAAACCUUAAAAAUUAAUGAUGCGGAAGAAGAUAGUGGUUCGGUUGAAUAUAAGUCUGCAUGUUUAAGUUUAGUAAAUUCUAUCGUUUCACCACCUGAAGAUGUAGAAGAAAGAAUACAACUUCGUAAAGAAUUUGAAAGGCGAGGAUUAAUUGAACUUUUUUCGUCAAUAAAAAAUUCGGAUCCACCUGAGUCAUUACUGAAACAAAUAAAUAAAUAUGAAGAAGAAAGUCAAGAAGAUUUAGAUGAACUAUAUGAAAAAGUGCAUGAUAUUGUGCGUGAUGCAAAUGAUCCAUUUUCUAUACUUGUUGGUCUUGUUCGACAAGUUGAACAUGAUGAAGAACUAUAUUUUCGUGUAGUUGAAACUUUAAAGAACUUAUUAAGAAUUGUUUGCAGAGAUUCAGAAGAAAUUUCUCAAAAUGAAAUAUGGACUUUAGUUGAACUAUUCAUAGAGAGGAUAAGGUCCCUAACGAACAUUCAAGAUGAAUGGCAAAUAACCAUGAACGAAUUUCUUGCAUCUGCACAAUAUAUUGUUGGAAAAUUUUCCAUUGUUAGCGGGAAUAUGACUGAUGAAAUAAUUGAUUCAAUGAAGGUUAAAUCAAAUGAAUUGGAAACUAAGAUCAUACCCCUAAAUUCAGAAACUCUUGUGGAUAAUAAAAUCGAAACUUGUUUAAUCAGUAAAUCCUCGAAAGAUAAAUCUUUGAAACAUUCGAAUAUAAAUGAGGAUGUUCCGCCGCCGUCAAACGGGGGAAUUCCGCCACCUCCUCCCCCGCCACCUUCAAAUAGGAACGGGGGAAUUCCGCCACCUCCUCCCCCACCACCUUCAAAUAGAAACGGGGGAAUUCCGCCACCUCCUCCCCCACCACCUUCAAAUAGAAACGGGGGAAUUCCGCCACCUCCUCCUCCACCACCGCCAAAUAGAAACGGGGGACCAAAUGUCCCACUAAAGCCAUUAUUAUGGAGUAAAAUUCCUCCAUACAAAAGUUCAAAUACAAUAUGGCAAGAUAUUCCAGCUGAAGAAGUUCCAUUAAAAACUGAUGAACUUGAUAUGUUAUUCUCAAAAAAUCAAAUGGUACCAAAUGUUAAAUCUCCAGCAUCUCCAACAUCUCCAAAAAAACCAGCAGUAACAACAUUACUCGAAUUUAAUCGAGCAAAUAAUAUAGCAAUAAUGUUGGCCCAUGAAAUUGAAUUGAUAAAAGAUUAUAAUGGUGAUAUCGCAAUGUUGGGUAAUGCGGAAAAAUACUUUCGGGAAAUAAUGGUGAUACCUAGAUUUUCCGAAAGAUUAGGAUGUAUGAUAUAUCGAAGAAGAUUUGAAAUGGAAUUUGAAGAAUUGAAAUUGGAAAUUGAAGUCUUUCACGAAGCAUACAUUGAAUUGAAAGAAUCAAUUAAAUUUAAAAGGCUAUUAAAGACUAUAUUAGUCAUAGGGAACUAUUUGAAUGGUUCAACAUUUCGAGGAAAUGCGGUGGGAUUUCAAUUGGAUUGUCUUUCGAAGUUGAGAGAAACUAAGGCAUUAGAAAAUAAUUCCAAAGGAACAGCAACUUUACUUCAUUAUUUUGCAUUGACCUUGGAAGAAACUCAAAAGGAUUUAUUAUCAUUCAUGGAUGAAUUAAAACAUUUAGACGCUGCAACACGAAUAUCUUUUGUUACUGUAGUAAGUUCGGUUGCAUCUUUAGAUAUUGGCUUUAAAUCAAUAAAAGAAGAGAUUAAGAAAUUGAAAAAAAUUGGUCUGUCUCCUAAAAAUGAUAAUUUUUGUAAAGUUAUGGAGAAAUUUGUAGAAAAAGUUGAACAAGUGAUAGAAAAUAUAAAAGAAUAUACAACGAAAUUAGAAGAGGACUUAAAACAAUUAUUAAUAUAUUUCGGCGAAGAUCCAACUACAAUAAAACCAGAAGAAUUUUUUGGAAUGAUUGCAUCAUUUGGUAAAGCAUUAGCACUCGUCUGUUUAGCAUCAUCAAUAACAGGAACAGGUGAAUUCGACGAGGCAAUUAGAAAUUUGAGAUCUGGAUUGAAGAAAACUCGAAUGAGACCAGUUUCUAGAGUUUUUAUUGAUUUACAAAGUAGCGGUCAUAUUAGGGGACCAAGCAGUAACUCUCAUCAUCGAAGAGCCAGUAGUACUAUACAACAUGUUCGUUACAGUAGCACAUUUUUACACACAUCAUCUUUGCUUACUGAGUAG
Molecule: messenger RNA, 3432 nt
Organism: Diversispora eburnea
Lineage: Eukaryota; Fungi; Glomeromycota; Glomeromycetes; Diversisporales; Diversisporaceae
Source: the annotation of a GenBank genome assembly